Chlorella variabilis is the source of this 381-nucleotide messenger RNA. RefSeq lists its product as hypothetical. NCBI's taxonomy places the organism in Eukaryota, Viridiplantae, Chlorophyta, Trebouxiophyceae, Chlorellales, Chlorellaceae. Bases 1 to 381 code for a protein of 126 amino acids. The record is from RefSeq and is a predicted model, not a curated record. The transcript has a single exon.
AUGCAGCUGCCAUGGCAGCCCCACGCGGCGUGGCCUGCAGCGGCUGCCGCACAGUCUCACUGGCAGGUGCUGGGCCAGCUGCCAGGACUGGCCGCCGCUCCCGCGGCUCCAGUCACCAACGCAGCAGCAACCCCCGCUUUGGUGCCUGCCCAGCACCAGCAGCAUCAGCACUGCCAGAUGCAGCUGGACCAGCUGAUCUCGAGGGUCGAGGCGGAGCGGAUGAAAGCCCUGGUGGAAACGCUGGUCCUUCACUGGCUGGCGCAGGCCCGCCAGCAGGCCGCCGCUGAACUGGCCUCCGCACAGCAGGCAGCUGCCAGCAUGCUCCAGGCCUGCGCCGAAAUGCAGGCCGCCGCAACUCUGGCUGCGCUGCCCUCGCUGUGA